AUGUGUCAAACGAGUGCUUUAUUAUAUGCCGCCUUGUUUUUCUUAAUAGUGCCAGUUAUACCUAAUGUUGUUGAAAGUGACCCUGUUAUCAAUGAAAAUCAACGUUCAUCAGUGAGCAAAGAAAGUUUAGCAGUUGAAAAUGAUACACAACAAGUUUCUCAAUCCUCUCAAGAUUCAUCAAGUUCAAAUUCCAUGAAUGAAGUGUCUUCACAAUCUUCUCAGGCGACCCUAGCACCUGCGAAUGAAGUACCUACUCAACCUUCUCAGAUACCUUCAACAUCUACAGAUGAAGUACCUCUGCAGCCUUCUCAACAGACCCCAACUCCUGCAAGUGAAGCAUCUGCCGAACCUCCUCAGUCGGCUUUAACUCCUUUGAAUGAAGUGCCUUCUCAGGCAGCUCCAACUCUUACGAAUGAAGUACCUCUACUAAUUUCUCAGGCGAUUCCCACUCCUAUAAAUGAAGUGCUCGCUCAACCUUCUCAGGUGGCUCCAACACCUACGAAUGAACUAUCGCAAGCAGCCUCGACUGCUGAUCAUCAAGCUCAAGUUAAUCCUAACCUAACUUUUGAAAGUGACGUUCCAUCUUCUCAAAGUGAUUCAGCAGGAACGGGAGCUACUAUAGAUGAUACUGAAGAUGCCAAUGAAGAAGUUAGUCAUCAGAAAUAUGAAGGUCAUCGAAGCGAAGAUCUUUAA
Molecule: messenger RNA, 693 nt
Organism: Rotaria sordida
Lineage: Eukaryota; Metazoa; Rotifera; Eurotatoria; Philodinida; Philodinidae
Source: the annotation of a GenBank genome assembly